GCCAUGGGGAAAGUUUUCCUCUAGAUCCCCUGUAAAUAAUUGUCUAAACUCUAAAGGUAAAUUUGCAAACCCUAACUUUCUUAAUUUUUAGGGUUUUUUUUUCUGUAGAUUUUUAUUCGUUGACUAACUGUUUUCCUAGGGUUUCUCUGGUUUUCCUGUUCGUUGGACUUGAAUUCUAGGUUUUUGAAGUUGAUCUCCAUAUAUAGGUUUUUUUUUGUUAGUUUUUCCCAUUCUUGAACUGGGUUCUUUGUGAUUUCGAGCACUGUUCCCCCCUAUUUUUACUGAAUUGAUCUGUUUAAAUUUAGGAUCAUACAAAAGUUAACAUUCUCAAAAAAAAAGAAACAAGAAAAAAAAGGGAUCAUAGGAUAGACGCUAUUUUUUGGGUUUCCCAUUCCAAUUUAGGGUAUAAAUUUAUAGUUUCUUCUCGGCAGGUAUUUCCCUUUCCUGUUUAAUGAAGGCCCCUUUUUUGUUUCUUAUUUGACUGAUUCCCUUGUUAGGCUUGAUUCUGGGGUUUGUUUUAGUUAUUUUCUAUUUCAAUUUGAUUCUAGGGUUUCUAAAAGUUCAUUUCCCUAAAAAUUUAGACUUUUGGGUUGAUUUUCCUUCUGGGUUUAGUUCUAGGGUUCAUUCCGAAGUAUUAUUCUGUGUUUCGUAUCAUUUUAUGGCAUAUGAAUGCCAUGGGUCACUGGACCAAAACUUAUAUUUUUCAGAGGAUAACAACUGGAAUGAAGAAAGGUCCACAACCUGUGACACGCCUCACAUCCCCUUUUGUCUCUCUAACAUUUCCACAAGGAAAGAAAACCCAAAUUCAUCUCCUCUGAGUACCUCUCAAUCUCAUCAACCCAAGAGGGAAAUCUCAAUAAAGAAGCCAUUUAAAGAUUCUGCAAGUUUAUGCCCAACAUCCAUUACUAGUCUCCGAUCCAUAACUGAUCUCCCACCUGCUCUUAUAUCGGAAAUUCUCCAUCACUUAGAUCCAAGAGAAUUGGGUAUUGUUUCCUGUGUCUCCACACUCUUUAGGAAGUUUGCUUCCGACCACCAUGGUUGGAAGGAUUACUAUUGUGAGAGAUGGGGCUUACCCAUGUCACCUUCUAAAGCCUCAGAACCCGAGAUUAUAUGGAAAGAGCUCUAUGUUGAGAGAGAAAAGAGGAGCAAAACCUUCAUGGGAAGAUACGAAGCGGACAUGCUUUGUGGCCACACUGAAGCUGUUCGCUCAGUGUUUCUUUUGGCCUCUGCAAAUAUUAUAAUAACAGGAGGUUAUGAUUCGGUGGUAAGGCUAUGGAGCAUGGAGGAAUGUUGCUCUCUUGCUCAUUCUAGGCAUUUUGGUUGCACCCUACGAGCCAUUGUUGCAGAUGAUGAGCUUUUAGUAGUGGGGGGAACUGAUGCAUUUCUCCUUUGUUGGAGAACCAUUCCGGGUCUCCCACAUUUGUUCGAUGUGUCUGGAUUAAUGAACCAGAGCACUGAGUUUCGAUUGUGGGAACAUGGAGGACCGAUUAGCUGUUUGGCCAUGGAUUUGACAAGAAUUUACAGUGGGUCUUGGGAUAUGACUGUUCGAGUUUGGGAUCGAUCCACCUUCAAAUGCUCGAAGAUUUUGAGGCAUGCAGAUUGGGUUUUCGAUGUAGUUCUUCGAGGACCAUCCUUAGCUACUGUAGCAGGAAGUGAUUUGUAUAUAUGGAAUAUCAGUAAUGGGAAACAACUUGAAGUAAUUUCGAAUAUUCACAAUGGAAUUGCAUAUUCUUUAGCACAAAGCCUUUCAGGUUCUCUUCUGUUCAGUGGAGGUGAAGAUGGAUCAAUCCACAUGUUUGAGGUUCAAACACAAAUGGAUCAUGGUGGCCUUUGCCUAGAUUGUUAUGUUAAGAAGGGGGCAUCUUGGAUUCCUCACAAUGGUGCAGUUCGGUCUCUCUCUUUUGAGUUUCCAUGGCUUGUUUCUUGCUCUGAUGAUGGGAAGCUCGCUUUAAUGGAUGUUCGAAAGCUGCUUAAGUCAAGUAGAGGUUCAUCUUUUCUUCACUCUAAGUCUACUAGUGUGGAGCCCCCGCAAAGAAUGCUUCAUGGGUCUGCCCAAAAUCUCUUCUCUGUGGCUAUUGGGGCUGAUAGAAUUGUUUGUGGGGGUGAGGAAAAUAAUGUUAGGGUUUGGAACUUUAGCCAGGCUUUGGAGAAUGAAAAAAGGAUGAAAAAACGUAGAGCGCUAAUUGCAUCAGGCAAGAGGAAUAUCAAAAUUGAACAGUGUUCUAUAGAGGCCAAAAGAGAUGGAAUGGAAAGGAAUCGCGGCACUGUUUGGUGCAGGCGUGGCACAAGCAGUAAGUUGAAGGCCUAGUUUUUUCUUAUUCUUUUUUUUUUUUUUUCUUUUCUUGGAUUUAAAGUGCCUUGUCCCAAAGUAUGGGUCUACCAAUUGAAAAAGAAAAGAAAAAAAGGUGCAGAAAAAUGUAGUUAUUUGUAUGUGUUAUGGAAGGGGUACAUGAUGGUAUGUAGUAGUUAUGUAAACUUGAGAACUGAUCUGAAAUGUUUAAAUUUAUUUACAACAGCAUUGGUAGUAGUUCAACAUUUUGUACUUUAUGUGCUGAGGCUUAUUCAUAUUUUUGUUUAUUAAACUUCUAUCAUUA
This is a messenger RNA of Amborella trichopoda, 2594 nucleotides long. RefSeq names its product F-box protein 2 (gene FBX2). Gene Ontology annotation, molecular function: protein binding. Lineage: Eukaryota; Viridiplantae; Streptophyta; Magnoliopsida; Amborellales; Amborellaceae. The record is from RefSeq and is a predicted model, not a curated record.